UCCUCAGGGAGCGCCGUCGGUUGGUCGGCGGCCGUCACGUGGGUCGAUGUAGCCCGGAAGGGGACCGGCGCUGGGCGGCCAUUUUCCGAGCCGCGGCGGUAUCUGUGUUUACGGAAGGAGGCAAGAACAGCAUGUCUGAGCUGAGCGACGAGGCGAGUGAGACGGAGCUUCUGAGUCGCAGCCUGUCGAUGUGGCAUGGGUUCGAGCAGCUGAUGGACAGUGCUGACCUGGAUGUUCCGCUGGACAUACACACAGCAGCAUCGAUCGGGCAGUACGACGUGGUCAAACAGUGGAUCCAAGGAGGAGAGGUGAAUGCUAACCAGAAGAACCAGGGUGGUUGGACUCCCUUGAUGUAUGCAUCGUACAUCGGCCACGACACCAUCGUUCACCUAUUGCUGGAGGCAGGAGUGGAUGUCAACACAACGACUGAGAGAGGACAGAGCGCCUUGAUGUUGGCAGCAAGCUGUGGAAAUGAGAGCAUCGCUUAUUUUCUGCUUCAGCAAGGGGCCGAGAUGGAGAUGAAGGACAGCAGGGGCUGGACUGCCCUAUUCCACUGUACCAGCACCGGGCACCAACAGAUGGUCAAGUUCCUUCUGGACAAUGGGGCAGAUGCAAAUGUCAGAGAGCCCACAUACGGAUUCACCCCCCUGAUGGAGGCUGCUGCUUCGGGCCAUGAGAUCAUUGUCCAGUACCUACUGAACCAUGACGUUCAAGUCGAUGUGAAGGAUGACAAUGGAGACACGGCCCGCUCCUUGGCUCUGACGUAUGGAUACAUGAAGAUAGCAAGUCUCAUUGACCUGCAGACUGCCCCGGUGUCGAAGUCAGUCCGCAGGGACACAGGAAUAGAUGAAGAUUUUAGUUCCUCGGAUGAGUUCUGCCCAUUCCAACUCCGUCAACUGUCAGCUCGGCAUCCUCAGUCUCGGAGAACCAAAGGUCCAAGCAUUCACGAUGGGCCACAGGCAUUAGCCCACAUCACACGCCUUGAAGCCGGUCGAUGGGCACGGCAGUACGAGUCUCUCCCACCUCAGGGCUACGUCACGUUCAGGAACAGCAAAGACGAGGAUGGAGGGGAUAUCCGGAACCGCGAUGUCACUUCCCCAAUUAACGAGCAGGAUGUUGAGAGCAAUAGCAGCAGAGAGGAGAAUGCAUUCUGCACCACCGACAUGACAACCACUCGCAGGAGCAGUGGCAGCAGCAGUGAGGGUCUUGCCAAGGCACAGGGCAUCAGUCGUGAGGGAUCCGUGGAGAGUAACGAGGAUUCUGAUCAUUCCAAUAAAAGCUGUAACAGAAGGCAGCCAAGUCGUCGCAGAGGCCAGGGGAGAAGCUGUGAGAGCUCCCAAUGCCGGGAUGGUGACAUUCCCACCACUGCCAGCUCACGGACACUGAUCGCACAGGAGGAUGGGGAGAAGUACCACGGACCCAAGGACUUGCCGGAGUUUCUGGAGCAGAUCGGUUGUCUCAAAUAUCUUCACAUCCUCGAGGAGCAGGAUGUGGACCUGCGGAUAUUCCUCACCCUGACCGAGAGUGACCUGAAGGAAGUGGGAAUCACGUUAUUUGGACCCAAGAGGAAGAUGACAGCAGCCAUCGCCCGCUGGCACAGCAAUGCUCCCCCCCUCAGUAAUAGUCUGGAGCAGGUCUACGCAGACCGACUGGAAACAGAAAUGCAAGAAAUGGCCAUCCAGCUUCAUAAGAAAUGUGAGGAGGCAGAAUUGCUCACCGGCCGGGUAUCCCAGGAGCAGGAGCUGCGGGCUGUGGUGGAAGGGGUUUUGAUGGAAGAUAAGAUGGCUUGGAAACAACAGCAGAAACAGAUCGAGGAGACACAAGGAGUUUGUCAUGAGACAGCAAUCAUCCUCGAGCAACUCAGAGCCUACCAGACUGAACUACUGAACAGAUUCAUGGAGGGGAGUGGACAGUGGGAAAAGGAAGAGAUUCAGAAGGUGACACAAAGCACAGAGGAAGAAGGCCUGGCUGAUUGGAAAUCUGUUCUGGGAUCCCUGAGCAUACAGGAGCUCAGGACAACCCUGGAGAAACACACACUGGAAAUGGGGAAAGUGGUACGAAGAGUUGAACGGAAUCUGGAAAAUUUGCUGAAGGCAGACAAGAAGAGGACAGUGUGGGCUCAGAAUGCCGAUCUCUGACAGAUGCUUCACUGUUGGUUUGCCGAGGGAUUCACAGAAUCCAGUAUUAGCUGACGACGGAGGGUGAGGUGCCACCCUGAAGAAAAGCAGCCUUCCCUUGCUCGAUCCAGACCGCAGGACAACACGGAAGAGCGAGGCAGCCAGGUUCUGGCCCAGCUGGUGACGAACAGGACUGGGCGCAGCUCCUGUGAUGCAGCAUAGAGGAAGGGGAGAUGGCAGGCAGCUCUCUUCACCACAGGCCCUGGAGAUGACAUGGGUCCCGCCCUUUUGGCUGGUGCACACUUCACCGGCCACCCCUCAGGAGUUUCCGAUAGGGUGCAGGCUCAGAGCAGCCAGUUGCCGGAUCCCACACUGACGUAUAAACGUACCGAAGAAUAUCUCUGCUGGAAGCUUGAACAGUCAGGGCAGCUAAUGGUGUCGGGGGUUAACUUGAAACACUACACACAGACUGAUACCCAUCAAGACCAAGACCCAUCAAACACGUCGAAUAAUGAACUGUGACAUUCCAGGGAACGUUACCUGGGCCAGUCAACUGUGACUCGGUAUCUAACGUCACAAAGUGUGCAGAAAUCACUCAAUUCUGAAUAAACGAGUUCUGUAUGACUGAAGCAGGGUAUUCUGUGUCUAUAGCUGCAAGGCACUUGCAUUCCAGGCUUCCUUGGUUUUGUUGGAGAACUUUGAUUUCAAACAGAAUAUAUGAAAUCCACAUUCAAUAUAUAAAAUCAGUUCAAGUUCAGUUUAUUGUCAUUCAACUGUACACACGUAUACUGCCAAAUGAAACAACAGUCCUCAGCACCAAGGUGCAUAACUCACAUACACA
This is a messenger RNA of Mobula hypostoma (lesser devil ray), 2958 nucleotides long. RefSeq names its product ankyrin repeat and sterile alpha motif domain containing 3 (gene anks3). Gene Ontology annotation, cellular component: cilium. Gene Ontology annotation, molecular function: protein binding. The transcript has 17 exons. The coding region runs from base 132 to 2138 and encodes 668 amino acids. The record is from RefSeq and is a predicted model, not a curated record. Lineage: Eukaryota; Metazoa; Chordata; Chondrichthyes; Myliobatiformes; Myliobatidae.